Papaver somniferum (opium poppy) is the source of this 2466-nucleotide messenger RNA. RefSeq names its product phospholipid--sterol O-acyltransferase-like. The record is from RefSeq and is a predicted model, not a curated record. Gene Ontology annotation, biological process: lipid metabolic process. Lineage: Eukaryota; Viridiplantae; Streptophyta; Magnoliopsida; Ranunculales; Papaveraceae. The transcript is spliced from 16 exons. Gene Ontology annotation, cellular component: cytoplasm. The coding region runs from base 211 to 2166 and encodes 651 amino acids.
AUCGAAAUAAAAUUUAGGGCUCACCUUCAUUUUUCCUAUAUUGUUGGGUCUUUAACUGUAAUCGCAGCCAACCAAAAAGUACCUUUUUCCUUCAUUCAUCUUCAGACUUCCAACUAUCAGUCUUUCACAACAAGGCAGGAACGACCAUCAGAAGCAGGAGAAACCUAUUUAUCUCUUUCGCUACAUUUUUCGUUCUGAGUGAUUUCCCAAAUGAGAGACUUUCAAAGAUUUUCAUCUUGUAUUCUGAGUGUCAUGGUGUUUACAUUUCUCAUUGAUACAACAAGUUUAUUCGUUAGUGGUGAAGGAGGAGGAUUCUCAGGAGAUUAUUCAAAACUAUCUGGGAUAAUAAUACCAGGUUACGCUUCAACACAGCUUAGAGCUUGGUCUAUUCUUGAUUGCCCUUACUCUCCUCUCGAUUUUAACCCUCUUGAUGCUGUCUGGCUUGACUCCACAAAACUUCUUUCUGCGGUAAAUUGUUGGUUGAAGUGUAUGUUGUUAGACCCUUACAAUCAAACUGAUCACCCUGAAUGCAAAUCAAGACCUGAUAGUGGUCUUUCUGCGAUUACGGAGCUUGAGCCUGGAUACAUUACAGGUCCUCUUUCUUCAGUGUGGAAAGAAUGGGUUAGAUGGUGCAUUGAGUUUGGAAUUGAGGCAAAUGCAAUCAUUGCUGUUCCGUAUGAUUGGAGGUUGUCAGCAUCAAUGCUGGAAGAGAGAGAUCUUUACUUUCACAAGCUAAAGUUUGUUCACAACUGCCACUUUAUGUUUUAUGUGAUUACUUUUGAAACAGCACUCAAACUUCGCGGGGGACCCUCCAUAGUUUUUGCCCAUUCCCUGGGAAACAAUGUGUUCCGCUACUUUUUAGAAUGGUUAAAGCUCGAAAUUGCACCAAAACAGUACCUUCAAUGGCUUGAUGACCACAUACAUGCCUAUUUUGCCGUUGGAGCCCCUCUUCUUGGUUCGUGUGAGGCAGUUAAAGCGACUCUCUCUGGAGAAACAUUUGGCCUUCCAGUUAGCGAGGGUACGGCGCGAUUAAUGUUUAACUCUUUUGGUUCUGCACUAUGGAUGAUGCCAUUUUCUAAGUACUGUAGGUCUGAUAAUGUUUAUUGGAAGAAUUUUUUUGAGGGAAAAGGAAAGGGUAACCAUAAGUACCAUUGUGAUGACAUGGAAUUUCAUCUAAACUACUCUGGAUGGCCAACAAAUAUUGUGAAUAUUGAAAUUCCUACCAAAAGAGGUGGUAAAACGUAUCCGUCAAUUACAGAAGAAACUCUGUCCAACCUUUCUAGCAUGGAGUGUGGGCUCCCUGCUCAGUUAUCCUUUUCUGCUCGAGAAGUGUCUGAUGGAACUCUUUUCAAAGCAAUGGAGGAUUACGAUCCAGACAGCAAAAGGCUCAUCUAUCAACUAGAGAAGUUGUAUCAUGGCGAUCCAGUGCUGAAUCCCCUUACACCUUGGGACAGACCUCCAUUGAAGAAUGUCUUUUGCAUCUAUGGCAUAGAUUCAAAGACAGAGGUUGGGUAUUAUUUCGCUCCAAGUGGCAAGCCAUAUCCCGAUAAUUGGAUCAUAACUGAUGUCAUUUAUGAGCAUGAAGGAGGUCUGUUUUCAAGGUCAGGGAACUCGGUAGACGGGAAUCCAGGAGUUAAAAGUGGAGAUGACACGGUGCCAUAUCAUUCCCUGUCCUGGUGCAAGACUUGGCUUGGACCUAAAGUGAACAUUACAAGGGCUCCUCAGUCAGAGCAUGAUGGAUCUGAUGUACAAGAGGAUCUGAACGUAGAGCAUCUCUAUGACACAGAUAUAGUUCCAAACAUGACAAGGACCCCUCGUGUGAAGUACAUAACAUAUUAUGAAGAUUCCGAAAGUCUUCCAGGAAAAAGAACAGCAGUUUGGGAGGUCGAUAAAGCAAGUCACAGGAACAUUGUUCGAUCUCCAGUUCUAAUGCGAGAGCUGUGGCUUCAGAUGUGGCAUGACAUUCAUCCCGAUGCAAAAUCAAAAUUUGUGACAAAAGCUAAACGAGGACCAUUGAGAAAUGAGGACUGUUAUUGGGAUUAUGGAAAAGCUCGGUGUGCCUGGCCUGAACACUGCGAAUAUAGGUAUCUUUUUGGGGAUGUUCAUCUGGGGCAGAGCUGUAGAUUGAAGAAUAGUUCAGCAGAUUCUCUUUUGCAUUAUCUAUAGAUAUAGAUUGUAAGUAUAUAUUCCACUUACCCUCUCUUCUGGGAACUCUCUUCUGUGGGCUCAGCCGGCUCAGAAAUCGUCUCGGGUACGUAUCAGACCAGUGAGCUUGUGACAUAUUGACAUAUUCUCACAUUAAAUACCUAUAGAUUGGACAGCAAGAUUCAUCCUCCUUCCACAGGUGUAAUUGUAUUUUCUGAUUUUCCUUUACUAGAGAAUAACGCUAAUGUCUGUGCAAAACUAGGGAGUCUAUGUUUAUUGUAGUAUCAUUGUACAUACCUUAAUGUAAAUCGAGUUUUUUUU